UGCUCCUCCAUUCAUCUUUUCCAUCCUCCGAGACGGGGUGAGGAUUCCCACCCUGUCUUUGUAUGUUUAACAAAAUGAAAGAUCAAAUUUCCUCAUUACCAUAAUGAUGAUGAUCAUUAUGCAAAAUUAAGAUCAAGAAAUCAGAAAACAGGCCUGAAAUUAAAGACCCUUAAUUGGGUUUCAAACAUGAGCAAUGCCCCGGCUUUAAGAGCCAAUUUAGUUUGUACUUCAUUCAAUCAGAUCAAUUCUAAAGGUUUAUUUGUUGGUGAUGAUCCUCUUGAUUAUUCUGUUCCUGCUCUCUUAUUGCAGCUUUCUCUCAUUUCUGUUUUCACUCGCAUUAUCCAAUCACUUCUCAAACCUCUUGGCCAACCCCUCAUUGUUUCUCAGAUUCUCGGUGGUGUGAUACUCAGUCCUUCGAUCAUUGGGAAAAAUGGAGAACUUUCGUCUAAAGUAUUUCCUAGUAAAGGCAGAUCAGUACUGGAUACAGUAUCAGUCUUUGGUUUCAUGCUUUUCAUUUUUCAGAUUGGAGUUAAGAUAGAUCUCAGUAUUAUUCUAAAAUCUAGUAGAAAAGCUUUAGCUGUAGGAAUUUUGGGCUUCUUUGUUCCUUUUGGACUCGCCAGUUUCACGGCGUUUCUUCUUGAAAAGUUUCUAUCUUUGGAUAAAGAACUCAUCACUCUGCUUUCAAGGGUAGUGAUUUUGCAAUCUAUGACAGCUUAUCCUGGUAUUGCUUGUUUUCUUGAUGAGUUGAAGAUUCUUAACUCGGAGAUAGGACGUUUAGCUUCUUCGUCUUCGAUUAUAUGUGAUAUUUGCCAGUGGACUAUUUUAAGUCUAAAGUAUGCGUUAGAGUUAGCUAAGGCAAAAUCAGUGAGAGUAACUUUGGGGUCAUUGGUGUCUGGUGCUCUUUAUAUCCUUGUUAUCGCGUUUGGAAUUCGUCCUGCAAUCUUAUGGGCAAUCAGACAAACGCCAGAGGGGAAACCUGUGAAAAAUAUUUAUGUUUUUGCGGUACUUGUUCUACUAUUAUGGUGUGGUUUCACUGGUGAAGCGAUCGGCCUUAGUUCUAUUGUGGCCUGUUUUCUUUUUGGAUUGGUGAUACCAGAUGGACCGCCAUUAGGUUCUGCAAUAGUUGAAAGACUCGAUUGCUUUGUGUCUGUGCUGCUUAUGCCUCCCUUUUUCACCAUAUGUGGACUGCAAAUGAAUGUCUUUUCGAUUGUAAGGUUGAGAAAUGUAGGUGUGCUUCAGUUGGUUGUCUUAGUUGCUUUUAUUGGAAAAAUCAUGGGAACAUUAUUGCCCCUUCUUUUCUGGAGAGUGCCACUACGCGACGCCUUCUCUCUUGCUUUGAUCAUGAACUCAAAAGGCAUUAUGGAACUCGCUUUCUUGAAUGACUUCAAAAAGAACAAAGACAUGUCUGAAGAAAACUAUACAAUCAUGCUAAUUUCAGUGGUUGUUAUAACAGGAGUUAUAUCGCCUCUUGUUAAAGUUCUUUAUGAUCCUUCAAGAAGGUACAUAGCCUACAAAAGGAGGACAAUAAUGCAUAGCAGAGAUAACGAUGAACUUCGUAUACUUGCCUGCAUACACAGCCAAGAAAAUGUUCGCGCAGUCAUCAGUUUACUUCAAGUCUCUAACCCUACAAAAGAAAGUCGUGUUAAUUUGGUUGUCCUUCAUCUUACUAAGCUUACAGGCCGUGCCUCUUCAGUCCUCGUAGCACAUCGGAAACGUGACAAGCCAUCUCUGAAUCCAACGCAAUCGGAAAGAAUCUUCAAUGCCUUUGAAAAAUUUGGACAACAGAACAAUGACCUUAUCAUGGUACAGUGUUACAAAGGGAUAUCACCUUAUGCAACAAUGCACAAUGAUGUUUGUUCUCUUGCUUUAGAAAAGAGAACAACUCUUAUCAUUGUCCCUUUUCACAAGCAUUGGAUCUUUGAGAAAAGAAUUGAAACAUCCUAUGCAUAUAGACAUCUAAACAAGAAUGUACUUGAGAAAGCUCCUUGUUCAGUUGGGAUACUUAUCGAUCGAGGAAGCACGAAAAAAUCCCGCUAUGCAAUCACAGUUCCUUCAUUGUAUAGAGUGGUGGUCCUUUUCUUUGGGGGUGCAGAUGAUCGCGAAGCUUUAUCAUAUGCAGAACGAAUGUCCGGACAUCCUAGUGUACAAAUGACACUAAUACGAUUCACACGAUCAAGUUCCUCCGAAAACAUUGUUGGUGGCACGGAACGAAGUAAGGUUCUUGAUACUCAAAUCUUGAGUGAAUUUAAUCACAGAUUUCUUCGUUCGGAACAAGUUUCCUAUCAAGAAGCAGAGGUGAAUAGGGGCGCGGACGUGUUAGAAGUUAUUAAAUCAUUGGGAAAUUUUUAUGAUCUUGUUAUGGUUGGUAGAAGACAUAUAGACUCACCAAUUUUAUUACAAUUGACAAAGAGGAACAAUGAGGAUGGUGAAUUAGGGUUUAUAGGAGAAUUACUUGCAGCCUCAGAUAUUGAAAGUGAGACUUCAGUUUUGGUGAUGCAACAACAAACAAGAUUAUGGGGGCUCCAUGACCCUGAAGAGUCUACACAUUUGAGAAGGAUCAGCUUAUAGUUGUAUACACUACGCCAAUAUGACUUGUUUUAAUGGUAAACAUUCACCUGCAUCAGAUGUUUACGCCAAACUAAUAGGUGAAUGAUAUGUAUUUGUUGAUAGACUUCUCUCACUUACAAGGGCAGCCUGGUGCACAAAGCAUCCGCAUUCAUGAAGGAUCCGGGGAAGAGCCGUAUCCCAAGGGGUAUGAUGUAGACAAUCUAUCCUAAUGCAAGCAUUAGUAGUUGCUUACACGGGUCGAACGGGUGGCCUAUAGGUCACACGGAGAUAACUUUACCGUUGUUCCAAAGCUCUCCUUCACUUAUCAUGGUUAAUUAAUUCAUAUUUCUAUCUGAUAAGAUCACUUAACCA
This is a messenger RNA of Nicotiana attenuata, 2919 nucleotides long. Its product is annotated as cation/H(+) antiporter 15-like. NCBI's taxonomy places the organism in Eukaryota, Viridiplantae, Streptophyta, Magnoliopsida, Solanales, Solanaceae. The transcript has 3 exons. Gene Ontology annotation, molecular function: antiporter activity. Gene Ontology annotation, biological process: proton transmembrane transport; regulation of pH. The coding region runs from base 187 to 2568 and encodes 793 amino acids. The record is from RefSeq and is a predicted model, not a curated record. Gene Ontology annotation, cellular component: membrane; endomembrane system.